Messenger RNA from Striga asiatica, 1553 nucleotides. Lineage: Eukaryota; Viridiplantae; Streptophyta; Magnoliopsida; Lamiales; Orobanchaceae. The record is from the annotation of a GenBank genome assembly.
GAACUACCAAUAUUGAGCAAAGCUCAGGUUGCUUCCACUGUUGAAUCUGCCAAAAGUUUGGUGACCCAAGUUUAUAGUCAUUGAUAUCCUGUAAGUUAGAUUGUUGUGAUUAGGAGAAUGAGAAUGGAUAUUCCUUUCGAUACAAAACACCCCAAUAUGAAAUAUCUUUAUGCGAUGCUGCACUUUUCUAAUUUUUUUCUGCUUCUAGAUGGAUGGUGUAAUUGGAAUCUGCUUCUAUAAUUUGCAUUCUGGUAGUUUACCAUGAUGAGAUGUUUGCAUCCAUUCAGUCUUGAGAUGUCAAUUGAUGAUAAAAUGGUAUUUUUAGUGGUUAGUGACAGUCCACACGCGUCUCAACUUAAAAUGUCUCUUAUUAAAUCUGAAUACAGUUAGGUGGUUUGUCACAGUUGUGUGGCAGCCCAAACAAUCCCCAUAAUUAUCUCUUACCAAGUACAUGAAGCCACCCCCCUCACCUAUCCCCAAAAACAAUGAAAAAAUUAACAUGGAAAUAUGAAAUGUACAUAAAUCAAAAUUGAAUUAUUGGUGGGGCAUAGUUGAGUUUUAGAGUUUAACUUAAUGGAACUGACACGAUUUAGCGGUAUGCUAAUUGCCAUUCAUACCUUUAAUGUUAGCUGUUGGCUUCUUGAGCUAGUUGAUUUGGACUUUGACUUGAAGCUUCAGUUGAUGAUAGGAGUUUGCAAAAGCAGACUGCUCUGGAUUGUUAGUUGAUUGUAACUUGUAAGUCUAGAUUGCAACUUAUCAGACAAGAAUCUAAUCAUCUCAAAUUAUUGACUGUAUCAGGAAAACUUUGAGGCUGUAGCUGGUAAAUUCCGAAUGACAGAGAAGUCGGUAUUUACAUUUGGAUAUUUUUCAUGCACCCAACUGAAUUUUUGCAUUGCAAGUUUACAUUUCUGUUUAUCUUUUUGUUUUCACAGUCCACUUCUGUGCGUAAAGAAUUUUAUCAAAACCAUGACUUUAUGCAUUAAGCCUUUCCACACUGGUACACAAAAAGCAGAAAACACAAUAAACAUUAAAAUACACGAUCGCCACACAAUUCAUAGACAUUCAGAUAACUUUUAAUGGUUUUAUACACACAGAUUUUUUGCCUGCCAUCUUCCUCAAUUCAUUGAUAAUGCAUGUUCUCGUGAUAAUAUCUUCUUCAUUUGGUUUCGAGCAGACUCUGGAAAGUGGGCUUAUUAGGAGUGUGCUUUGACAUGGCAAGCUCAAGUGGCGUCAAAGGAAAAGAAGGGAGAUUGAUUGUCUGCUCUGGUUCAUUAGUCCAUCCUUUUGAGAGUAUGGAGCUUGCACAACCAUCCAAACCAAUUGCCAAAUGGCUUAAGGGGCUCUUCAAGUUAUCACCCGAUAAACUUUCUUCGUCUUCUUCAUCAUCAUGUUCCACUUCUUCUUCCUCCUUUUCUCCUUCACAGAAAGAAAAAAACAUAAGGCCACGGGAAAGCUUGCUGCUGCGCAACUGCAAUGCUCGAUUCAGAUAUGCAACCUGCACUAAACGGAAGGAGAACAAAUUUUUCCAUUCGAUCCCUCAUGUUCACAGAUAG